AAAUAACAAACAAUUAUCACAGUAGAGAGAGAGAGAAAGAGAGUGCUUAGGUGGGCAAAGCAUUCAACAAAAAAUCAAUCCACACUCAACUCCCCCGCUAAUCUCAGCCGUCCAUCGUUGUCGUAUUUAGACAGCGGUUAUUAAAACCUCCCUAACACAAAUCAAGCCUCCCUAAUCCAACGGUCCUAGUCCGACCACCGGGGAAGAGAGAGAACAAAGAGAGAGAGAGAGAGAGAGAGAGGGGGGGGGGGGGGGGAGAGAGGAAACAGAAGACGGGACAGACAGCGAGCGAGCUCUGAACGAUAUCUCUGAACAUUUCGAGCCCUAAAUUUCUACGAAACGCUUCGAUUCUCAACCGGCGGGUUUGGAGCAGCGCACGGCGUCGUUCUGGGAGCUAGGGCUUCGGUUGAGGCGGCCAUGGGGUUGGAUGGUGCUGGCGAUGGUGCUGGCGAUCUUCUCGACGACGGCGAUGGCGGGGGAGGGGACAAGGCCUUUGCUGCGUCGACCGUCUCGUGCUCGAUUUGCCUUGAGUCGGUCACGGAUAAUGGGGACAGAUCUUGGGCGAAGCUUCAAUGUGGUCAUCAAUUUCAUCUCGAUUGCAUUGGUUCAGCAUUCAAUAUAAAGGGAACAAUGCAAUGCCCCAAUUGUCGAAAAAUUGAGCGGGGUAGAUGGCUUUAUGCAAAUAGUUGUCGUCCAUUCUCUGAGUUUAGCUUGGAUGAUUGGGCUCACGAUGAAGAUCUUUAUGAUCUAAGCUACUCUGAAAUGUCCUUUGGAGUACACUGGUGUCCAUUUAGUGGAUUAACGCGUCUUCCGCCAUCUUUUGAUGAAGGAGAAUUUUCAUCAACUGCAUAUCAUGAUCUACUUGGACAACAUGCUGUGUUUGCUGAACAUACAGCCGUGUCAUCUGCUACGCAUCCAUGCCCAUAUAUUGCUUACUUUGGGCCAAUCCAUCCCUCCUCUUCAAACUCCAGUGGAAGUGUUCCUGAUGGUUCCAAUUUCAAUAAUCACUGGAAUGGCCCAUCCGUACCUAGCGACAUGCCAGCCUCAUAUGCUUUUCCCACCAUGGAUCUUCACUAUCACAACUGGGAGCAUCAUUCCUCUCCCUUCUCUACGACCAGUGGUGGGCGAAUUGGUGGAGCUGAUCAGCCUUCAAUUCCUUCUGUUACACGGUUGGCUAGGGCCAAUUCUGAUGUUCCAAGAUCUGGGACUUUUGUCCAUCCGUUCCUUGUUGGUCACAGCUCUGGUGCUAGAGCUGGAAGCUCAGUUGCAGCCUCUGUUAUUCCUCCUUACCCAGGCAGCAAUGCUCGGGCCAGGGACAGAGUCCAGGCUCUCCAGGCAUACUAUCAACAACAGCAGCAACCCAGCAAUACGCCAGCCAUGCGUGCCCCAAUCAUCUCUGGCACCCGGAGACCCAACAGUCACAGGGGUGUGGCCCCAGUCGGGCCAGUGGCCUCCUCCUCAGACCAGACAGGUGGUUUCUACUACUUCCCCUCAGGUGCAUCUGGUCGGAACUUCCAAGCAGAAGAAAAUCCUCUGCCAACUCGGUUUCACGGGUGGGAUAGGGAUCACAUGACCUCGUUCCCAUUGAACCAGAUCGACAGAGAAUUAGGUUGGGGAUCAUUCCAUCAGGCUUCCAGCGGCAGCGGGUCUGACAGGUCCAGCAGUUUCCGCCAGAGGCAUGGAUCUGAGAGGCCAUCACAAAAUCGGUCAUAGACUCUUUUUUAAUGCUUUUGUGGUGAAAAGCAACAAAACACUUUCAUUACUAUGACUGAACUGAAACCAGGAAAAAUAUGUAUGACGUUUGAGAAAAAAAAACUGGUAUGUAAUGCCUGGAGUCUGUUGUCCCAGAAAGACUCCAUUAAUGUGUCUGAGUGGCCCCAAAAAUGAGAUUUUUGGAUGCCACCAGGCUGUGUGAUGGACUUUUGGCUCGGUUUCUUUGCCCCCGAGGAUAUGAAAAAAAAAUAACUGGUACACUUUGCAUGGCAAAAACAUUGAGAGAGAGAGAGAGCAACCGAACAAAUUUACUUCUACUUGUGCUCUCCCAAUUACGGUUACACAGAAGAGGUGGCGUUGAAGCCUGAACCAGAAGCUUUUGCAAGGAAAUGCUAUGAGAUGUCAUCAGGUAAGAGACUUGGAAUUUGCCUUGUUUGGAAAGUAGCCAUUUAACCUCAAUGUUGUUGGGGAAGGUGAGGGGUCCCAGGCGGCCUUGUUCCUUGAAAAAAGUAACAUUUGCCUUGUGGAAUAUAGUUAGAUUUGAAGGCUUGUUUUUA
Malania oleifera is the source of this 2270-nucleotide messenger RNA. Its product is annotated as E3 ubiquitin-protein ligase RFI2. Lineage: Eukaryota; Viridiplantae; Streptophyta; Magnoliopsida; Santalales; Ximeniaceae. The transcript has 6 exons. Bases 418 to 1713 code for a protein of 431 amino acids. The record is from RefSeq and is a predicted model, not a curated record. Gene Ontology annotation, molecular function: ubiquitin-protein transferase activity.